AAAUUAAAUUAAUUUUAAUUUGAGUAGCAAUAUUGACAAAUAUUGUUGACCAUCGGAUGAACAAAUGGUAGUCAUCCAACGGACGAGAAUUAUGAAAUCUUGGUUUUUGUUGAUUUUUUAAAUUAAUUGAGUAGUCUCUAUGAAAUGAUAAAGCAUCAUUUCAAAAUCUCACUUUCUAGAGUUGAACAGUCGGUUCAAAAUCUAGGUUUCAAAGAAUCAAACGCAAGAGCCAAGAACAGUGGCCGAAAAAGGCAGCUGGUGGUGGUUUCGAAAUUAAGUCCAUUACGAGGGGUAUUCUUCCACCGAAGCUCUCGAAUUUAUUUCAUAGGCCUCACACCUCUCCGCGGGGUCACAUGCGAACAUCCCGUGCCUGCCGGCCAAGGUCAGGUCAUCAAAGCGACGUCGUAUUGACCGCUGGACUAGUCGGUUACAUACAAUACACACACUCUCGUUCUCUCUCUCUCUCAACAUUCUCUCCCUGGAUUCUGCGCUCUCUAGAGAGAGGGGGGAGUUUUCAGCCGAUCACUUGCUCUUCGCUCUUCUCCGACUUAUAAACACUGCACUACAGUGAUGUCGGGGAAAGCUCUCAGAGAUCUCAAUAUGCUACCUGGAUUGGAAAGGAAGAAUGAAAACUCCAGUAAAGGAAGUCUUACCAAGCCUUGUGUUGAGAACUCUAAUGAAAAUUCUGAAGAAUGGAAGAGGAAAAACUCUUCCUCUUUGGUUUCAACACCAAAUAAUGGUGAUGAAACCAUAAAACCUGAGGUAGAGAUAGCAAAUACAGAAGUAGAAUAUAUUGAAUCUGAGAACUUGAACGAUUUGGAUGAUGUGGAUAUGAGUCUAAAGACACUCCUAGAUGGACUAGACUCUAAAGACUGGGUUUUGGUGUGUGAAGCACUCAACAAUGUACGCAGAUUAUCCAUUUUUCACAAGGAAGCAAUGCUCAAUAUGCUAGAGAAUGUGAUCCCACUUAUUGUGAAGUCCCUGAAGAAUCCAAGAAGCGCUGUUUGUAAAACUGCAAUUAUGACAUCUGCAGACAUCUUCAGUGCCUAUAGUGAUCAUAUAAUUGAUUCACUGGACCCUCUGCUUGUACAGCUCCUUCUCAAGUCUUCGCAGGAUAAAAGAUUUGUAUGUGAGGCAGCUGAGAGAGCUUUAAUAGCAAUGACAACUUGGAUUUCCCCUAUAACUUUGUUACCAAAGUUGCAACCCUAUCUCAAGAACAAGAAUCCUCGAAUACGAGCAAAGGCAUCAAUGUGCUUUUGUCGAAGUGUUCCAAGACUGGGAGUUGAAGGAGUAAAAGCAUAUGGGAUUGACAAAUUGAUCCAAAUAGCUGCGGCUCAGCUGAGCGACCAGCUUCCUGAGUCUAGGGAGGCUGCUCGGACCCUCCUUCUGGAGCUGCAAAAUGUAUAUGAAAAGUCUCACGAGCAUGCACCAAAUACAGUUUCUGAGCAACAGGAGAUGGGUUCCUGGGAGCACUUUUGUCAAUCAAAGCUCUCUCCUCUAAGUGCACAAGCUGUACUUCGUGUUACCAAUAUUGCUCGGGAAGAUCUUGUAUUGGGUUCCUGACAAGAGAUAUAUACGGCAUGCAUGAGCUUUAGUGUGUACUUGUCUAUUUUUUUACCAACAUAUAUGAGCUUCAGUGACUACCAUCUCCUUUUACCCUUUUAUCUUGCAUUGGAUUGAGCCAUUACAUUUUCCUUGUAAAUAAUGUGAAACAAUGAGAUGCUUGGAAGUGCGGUUGAAGCAUGUAGUUGAGCUGAAAAUCAUAUAAUAUUUUUUCUCAUAUGGUUUACUGGUAGUAACCAUUUUGCAAA
Messenger RNA from Vitis vinifera (wine grape), 1811 nucleotides. RefSeq lists its product as uncharacterized. Gene Ontology annotation, biological process: microtubule cytoskeleton organization. Bases 571 to 1563 code for a protein of 330 amino acids. Gene Ontology annotation, cellular component: cytoplasmic microtubule. Gene Ontology annotation, molecular function: microtubule binding. Lineage: Eukaryota; Viridiplantae; Streptophyta; Magnoliopsida; Vitales; Vitaceae. The transcript has 6 exons. The record is from RefSeq and is a predicted model, not a curated record.